CAUUGUCAUAAGGUGUUAGACUAUUUUGAAUUAGUUGGCCAAGAGAGAAUUUUUUUUUUGCUGAUUAUGAUAGAGAUCCUAUGCCUUCUAUCACACCACUUGCCAUGUUCCCAGAGGAUAGUUAUAAUGAGGACUUAGAUGGGGCAGGGCAGAGCCAAUUAGUGGAAUUGAACAUAAUGAUGGUGAAGAUUUAGGAAAUGUGACUGGGGUGGAAGGGGCAGAGGAGUUGAACUUAAUGGGGCAGGGCCAAAGAGUGAGAUUAGGCUUGGAGAUGAGGCAAAGGGUGAGCUUGAUGAGGGAGAUUCUGUGUUUAGCCAAGAAUCAUCAGAGAGUGAGGAAGAGAACAAUAUUCAGAUUAUUGGGUCUGUACAAGAUGGUCAGGAGGGUAGUUUUGCUUUGGGCAUGACCUUUGCAGAUGCAAAGGAUGCUGGGGAUGCCAUACAUUAGUCAGUGUUACCACAGGGACACAUAUGCCAAGGCAUAUGAACACUUAAUCCAACCAUUACCCGGUGUUAAGUUUUGGAAUGUGAAAGCUGAAGAUGCAAUAGAACCACCCCCUGUAGAAAAGAACGUAGGAAGGCCUAAGAAAAACAGAGUGAAAGCAGCUAAUGAACCAAAACGCAAGCACAAGUUGUCAAGGGUGGGGAAGACACAACAUUGCACCCUCUGUAGGAGUGCAACCCACAAAAAAAGUGCAUGUGCACUGAAUCCUACCAAGGUGAACAAAGUAGCAGAGUCUUCCACCUCAACUAAGUGUAAAGGGAAAGCACCAGCAGGACUUGGACUCUAUGUUCAUGAAGAAACUGGAAAACAAAUACUAAAUCCCGGAGGAUCACAGUCAAUAGUCAUAACUGAGGGCACACCAAGAGAAAGUGAAUCAAAUGUCAGAUUUGUCAUACCUAAUGAGAGAGAGCUCAGAAUGGAGAAAAGAAAGAGAAGCCCAUCCACAGCAGUUGGUCUUUCCUCGAAGAUGAAGAAGACAGCAACAAAGCCUUUCAAGGCUCCAAGAGGCAAAGCUCAAGAGCAGCUUCAAGAACCAGUACUUAGAAGAUCUCCUAGGGGACUAAAUGUGAUUUCAACUGCUGGAUCAACAACAAGCAGUUGA
This is a messenger RNA of Salvia miltiorrhiza (redroot sage), 1105 nucleotides long. RefSeq lists its product as uncharacterized. The transcript has 3 exons. The coding region runs from base 416 to 1105 and encodes 229 amino acids. Lineage: Eukaryota; Viridiplantae; Streptophyta; Magnoliopsida; Lamiales; Lamiaceae. The record is from RefSeq and is a predicted model, not a curated record.